AAAACGAAUCGAACACGAACGUCACAUUAAACGAAGAAAAAGUUGAUUUAUUUUUCCCGCUACCUUACGUCGGGUUACAAAUCGACUCAUUAAAAGCUAUUAUUUCGAUAAAAUAAUGGGUCCCAAAAAGAAGGAGCGUGAAAUCGAUUGUGUGAAAAUACGGUCUCAAGAACAAACCGACCAUGAAAUCUUUUUGCAAGCCUUCGAAAAACCGACACAAAUCUAUCGUUAUUUAAGGACUAGGAAUAUGAUCACGCCGAUAUUUUUGUAUCGAAAUUUGUCGUACAUGAAAGAUCGGAUCAAAAGGACAAACAAGUCUCGCAGUACGUUUAAGGUGGACAGUUUGUUAUCGAAAAAGAUGGACGAGAAGAAGAAUGGAUCGGCCAAUGACAAAACUCUGGGUGAAUACAUGACGCUAAUGUUUCUCGGAUUUUUCGACAAAACUCUGCCGGAUGACGAAGUGGAAGUGGAAACGCUGGUAUCGAAAAUUUCGCAUAAGAAGCGGAAGGACAGUUUUAAAACGUUACAGGAACGGUUUGGACGAUCAGUGGUUAAGAUCAAUCCGGACAUAUCCAACAGCAAUACAAAAAUUCCGGCUGUUUGCGUUCCCACCGACAAUUUUAAGACACCCGACGAGUCACUACAUCUGUCAUACAAACUUCAGUUAAACGUUAAAGUUUUGGAGAAAUUCAAAUCCGACAGUGAAGAUCCUCCCGAAUCCCUGCCAAAACGCUACAAAUCUCAGAACAUCGUUUACGAAUCCGAACUGCUGGUGUUCGACAAGCAAAAGCGACGCCUAUUAUCCGAUGGCGAAUAUGAAAUUUCGCUUCAGGAGAAACUACAAUCUACCAAAAAUUCGCCGAAGAAAUUGCCUGGCUGGGAAAUGAUACCGGACACAUUCAUUGAAUCGCUGGAGAAGGAGAAUUCGUUCGAAGACUAUCAACAAUUUCCGAAAUUGAAAUUUCGACUCGCUUGGACCAAAGAAAAGUGUGACGAUCUGGUGGAUCGGCCAUCGGCUCUGGCAUUCGACAAGGACGAGUCGAACAAAGAGAAUGCACCCGAUAGCAAACAAAAUGGAGCUGUGGAUGUACCACUAAGUGCCGAAAAGACCCAAAUAAUCUAUCAAUUCAUCUACAACAACAAUUCUCGACAACAAAUGGAACCGUGCGAAAAUUUCUGUUGCAUUUGGUGCAGUUUAGACUGCAUGGUAUUGUAUUCGCUGUUGAAGCACCUGAAGCUCUGCCAUGCCCGUUUCAAUUUCAAAUACGUUCCUUCGAAUCCGGCUGUUCGCAUCGAUAUUAGCAUAAAUGAGCUGUAUGAUGGAUCACCACAUGACCUUAUCGGAUCGUCAUCGCUAGCAUUUUCUCGAGCUGGUCCCGUUCGGCGGACAACAGUGACGCGAAUAUUAGUGUGUAGACCGAGGCGCGUGAAACCAAACUUGUCGGAAUUUUUGGAGAUCGACGAAAAUGAAUUGAACAGCCAGAGACCGUUCAUCACCGGACACAGUCGACUAUAUCACCAUACUAUGACUUGUUUGCCCGUACAUCCCAAAGAACUGGAUAUAGAAUCGGAGGAUGAAAACGAUCCGGUUUGGUUGCAGCAAAAAACCAAAAUGAUGAUUGAUGAGUUCACCGAUGUAAAUGAAGGUGAAAAAGAGAUGAUGAAACUGUGGAACUGUCACAUAAUGAGACAUGGGUACGUGGGCAACACUCAAAUACCGUUGGCAUGCGAAAUGUUCAUCGAACUGAAAGGCAAGGAAUUGUUACAAAAGAAUUUGUACAAAAAUUUCACGAUGCAUUUGUGUAACCUGUUCGACUACGGCAUCAUAUCGCCCGAAGAUUACUACAAGUCCAUUCAAAAGUUACAAAAACUUCUGAGUAACGACGAUGACGGACGCAAAGUCAUAACCGAUGCCCGUGAGGAGCAAGUCACUUAUUGGGAUAAAAUUGGCUCACAAAAGCAAAUCCAACUACUCGAACAACAGAAAAAGAUUCAAGUGAACAUUAAAACUCCGGCACCGGUGGCGGCGACUAGUGAAAAGACAGCCGCAUUAACGGAAAAGACAAUCAAAAGGGAUUUGAAAUCCAAACUGGACGAUGAAAAGUUGCAUACGGCGGUAGUGAAUUUGAAAAAUACAAAGAGUGGAGUUACCAAUUCGUCGAAUCGGAAGCGGGACGCGGCUCAAAGUAAAGAGGAAAGUGUUGUCAUCAAACGGCGUCGGUCUACAUUAAGGGAAUGUACACGCCCGAGUCGUAGCAAUGGAACCAAUGGAUCGCGCAGAACGCCGAAAUUGCAGCCGAAUCGACGAACAACAUAAGAUAUAAAAUAGGAGAAACGGUUCAACCGUUUUCAAACCGAAAAAGCGAUAAGAACUUGAAAACCGGAACCAUUUUUUUUUGCGUAAUUUUUAUAACUUUAUUUCGUUGUUAAUUAUUGAUUCUAUUUUGUAGCGGGAAGAACUAAGUAGAAAUAUUUAUUUUUGAAGUAAAUUUUGCAAUUUCACGAUUUACACGUGCAACUUUAGCCUGCACGAAUUUUGUGUCUAUUGAGUCGUUCGUUCCGAUUAGAACGUUGCUACCGAAUCCAAAAUUAUUAAAUUUAUGAAAUUCUACUGGUCAUCAGGCACUCCAUUCUUUAUCGUAGGGACGUUACAACUGAUGCCAAUUUGAAGUGUCCUAUCAGCAAAAGUCUUUCCUUUAUACCGUUGCUUAUAGUGCAAGAUUACACUCUGGUUCGUAGUGCUUGGUGGUAAUUCUUUCCAAUUAAUUACGCUCAAUGUCUCAAUUUGGUUUAUACCAUUUAAACGUUGCGAAUAGUUUAAAUACAUCCAGGUGACCAGGGCUGUAACACAGAUAAUUCUUAGCGUCACUAGUAAUCACACAUAUCAUCCAAUCAAAGACUGAGUACUCAUUAGAUGACAAAUGGUUGCAUCUAGACUGAAAACUGUACUGUCGGUUAGACCAUUGAAAUGAUUGUGUUCCGUUAGGUUCCAUUUGGUUGAAAUUCACAUAUUUCAUUUCGUUAUACAUUGUCAUGUUGCUACAUGCUCGUUGAAUCAAUUUUAUUUUCCCUAACUGCAGCGUUUUUCCCUUUCGACGUGAUCGUUAUAACACCGUUGCACGGCAGUGUACACUGCAAGGACAUACGAAGGAGUAAGCAACGUUUGAAAAUCGUUUGCUUAACCGUCAGGCUGUUUAUUUCGUUAAGUUAAUUAAAAAAUUUGGUUGGUUUCGUAGGAUAUAGUUAUGAAAAUGUUAAAUCGAUUAUAACCGAAGGAUAUUGUUGUAUUUUCGAUAGCCAGCAAUAUUAUAUCGUCAAAUCGACCUGCU
Molecule: messenger RNA, 3329 nt
Organism: Bradysia coprophila
Lineage: Eukaryota; Metazoa; Arthropoda; Insecta; Diptera; Sciaridae
Product: polycomb protein Su(z)12-like
Cellular component (GO): nucleus; RSC-type complex; ESC/E(Z) complex
Molecular function (GO): chromatin DNA binding
Source: RefSeq, a predicted model, not a curated record